This is a messenger RNA of Xylaria bambusicola, 4174 nucleotides long. RefSeq lists its product as uncharacterized. Gene Ontology annotation, molecular function: ATP binding; protein serine/threonine kinase activity. Bases 236 to 3964 code for a protein of 1242 amino acids. Lineage: Eukaryota; Fungi; Ascomycota; Sordariomycetes; Xylariales; Xylariaceae. Gene Ontology annotation, biological process: protein phosphorylation; negative regulation of glycogen biosynthetic process; intracellular signal transduction. Gene Ontology annotation, cellular component: cytosol; nucleus; cytoplasm. The transcript is spliced from 4 exons. The record is from RefSeq and is a predicted model, not a curated record.
GCCCGCCCGCCCGCCCGCCAACCAGCCAGCUCGCCCAUUCCGCCAUCAUCGUCAGCUUGAGCCAGCCUCGCUACCUACAUACCUUUUCCUCUGGAUUAUUUCCUUGUGUAUUUCGGCCAGCCCCAUCAUCCAUUCUUCUCUUCCCUUUUUAUUUGACCCCUGCUCGCCCUUCUCAGCCGGCUUUGUUCAGUCCCCAGUGCUAUCCUUUGUGCCGCGUCUAUUGUCAUUUUCAAUUAUGAGCCAUAUUCAUGGCAGUGGCCAAGAUCUCGGCGCCGACGCUGUCAAUAUCCAGGAUGACGACCAACAGCAACCACAACCGCAACCCUCUCAGCCCCAGGCCCCACGCGGCCGCCUGCCUGCAAGGAGCAAGCUCACUCCGGAAUUACAGAUUCCCAAAAAUCGGAGCACUGGAAACCUCCCUGCCGUCGCCGAGAGCGAUUCUGACAUGGACGAGUACCACCCCAGGCUUCGCUUCUCCCUCGAUGCCGGAGCCAUGCCUGUUGGGCCAGACACUACCACUACCACGAGGUAUGUUCUACGAUGCUACUCUUCACUGAAUGAGAGCUGCUGCUGCCAUCAAAUGGCCCUCCGAUCUACCUCCAUAAUCGCCGAACAUGACCAUGGGCUCGGUAUCUCUGGUCUUCGACGCAUCCGACAAAAUCCUUCCCCACGCAAUCCGACGAUACCCUCGACUGCCGCAUCAUCCAGAAGUCCGUCGACCAGCCUGGCGCGCUCUACUUCUCUGAACAUAAUGCUCCCGCAGGGUCCCUUGGGUUCGGGACCCUGUUCUCCUGUUUUCGCCGAGGAUCUCUCCCGUUUCCCUUCGGAAUCGUUGCACUCCUUCUCCUUCGCGCACCAGUCAGAAGAGCUCAUACAUAAUCGCCAAAAUGUGUUAAAGCGGUCCAUAGAAUUCAUGAAAGAUCGUAUCGGUUGGAACCUUUCGUCCAAUGCUGCCCUUGCCAGCGCCCAAGCUAGAGUGACUGGUGAUGUGGAAACACAAAACAUGCUUGACCUGUUAGCCAGGGCACAACUAGUCGGUGCAGGAAAUCUACCAAACGCUGACCCUGCCUUCGCUGCUCCUCCUAUAACUGGGCCGGCUGACUUGUCCGGCGUGAAUGUUUUCGAUCGACAAUUCAUCCCUAGGACUGGUAGCCCUGAAUCCUAUGCCACACCAAUGGUCUCGCCUGCAACCACUCGCCCGCCUACACUGGUGCCAGAAAAAGCACCUACUACCAAACAGCCACAGCUCAAGGACGAGAAAGCGUCGACUUCGAGCCAUGUGCAGGUUCAACACGACCAGACCGAUUCGGAGAAUUCGUCCAGAACACCUACCAACGAGAGUAAUUCCACUACAAAGACGUCACCACCCGUGACCAGACCUGCCAGCCUCCGGCGGACCUUUACUGAUGUAGCGGCUGCGGGUGUUCAGCAAAAGCUCCUCGAUACCAUGGCCCAACCCUAUGUUGCUAAUCAGUCUACCACUGCCUACCCUGAAGCAUUAUUGUCCCCGGUGGUAUCGUCUCGACCCUUUAGUUCUCUGACUCCAUCUGGUACCCUCGGCCCUGCGGUGCAUGGACAUUCGUCGCGAUGGGUACCCGCUGCACAGGCCAUCUUUACGACAGAAGCUCGUCCACCAUGGACUAUUAUCGCCGCAAACGAUUUAGCCUGUCUAGUAUUUGGCGUGACAAAGGCCGAGGUUCGAAAAAUGGGAAUUUUAGAGGUCGUGCAGGAAGAGCGGCGGGCGUGGUUGGAAAAUAAGCUUAUGCAGGCCGACUCCGAUAACGUACAGCAGACCCCUACCCGUGUUGCGCCUAGUCAGCCUCCGCCAUCAAUAGGUUCAAAUUUGCUUGGUGGUCGGGGAGGUAUUACAGCACAGCUAUUGAACAAGCCAAAUUCGAGAUCCCAGCCACCCAAAACCUCCGCACGUCGUGCUGUGACCAUUCACAAUACCGAUCCAUCAGCGCCUAAGACGCGUGGUGCUAACUCGCACUCGCGGUCAAGGGGCGUGUUACUUUGCGGAGAUGUCGUGCCGAUACAGAAACGCAACGGCGCAACCGGUUCUGCGAGUCUCUGGGUGAAGGAAAAGAAAGUGGGACUAAUCUGGGUUUUAGAGGAAAUCCACGAGGAUGUUGCCUUCCUAACUUUGGAUGAAGAUGGAAUAGUCACUAAGGCUACAGGCGAUAAUUUGUCAAUAUGGGGGAAAGAUGUUACUCCUGGGGUAGAUGUUGGCGAGUUCAUUGCACGCAUUCCUCGCCAAGGGAUCGACCCGAGGUUCGGUGAAGUCGAUUAUGCACAGAUUGCGAAGCGCAAGUAUUUCACUUGUCGCAACAGUGGAAAUGUGAAUAUUCCUGCUACUGUUACACAGACUAGGGGCCAGAUGGAGCUCCGCGUGUCUUGCUUCCCUCACAUUGCGGGUAUCAUUGUUGUCAGUACUGACACGCUGGGAAUUAAGAGCUCGAAUUCAGCAUUUUGUGGCGCAUUGUUUGGUUACGAGAAACCUGAAGGUCAGCCAAUUAACGCCCUGCUGCCAGAUUUUGACAAAAUACUUCGGGUUCUUCAACAGCAAGAUGGAAUGCAGAUUCGUGACGGAACCGUCAUUCCGGAGCAUAGUUUCAGGAAAGCAUCGGCGUUAGUAGGUAUCCGUGAGGGUCGGCCUGAUGCAGCAAACACUUUCCUCAACCCCGAUGGCUUGCUAGCUAGACAUCGGGACGGCACUGAGCUGAAGAUUGACGUGCAAAUGCGGGUAGUUAAGAGCGAGAAAAAGUCGGGUAAUGACUCUGGCACUAGCGAUGACGAGUCAUCGGCGGAUGAGACCGUCGUGUCUAGCGUAGAGUCAGAAAUGGUGUAUGCUCUCUGGAUAACAUACUCUAGACAUCUACAUGCCUCCAAGAACCUGCUCCCGUCUAGUUCUCCCGUUUUAGCUGCCGCUACGACUCCUCCUCAUCAGCCAUCCCCUGGCCAAACCCCAGCCCAUACCCCUCCAGUCAUCACCUUGGAUUCAGACGAAAGCAGACCAACCUCUCCGCCGGCUAAAACGUCACUUUCUAAACAGCUUAAAGAUGUGGCGAUUAGUGCCGCUAAGAAAAUUGCCGGCGUCUCUGAUGCACCGGAGAAAAAGACAUCUAUCCUAGAUGCCAACACUACGGCGCCUGCAAAGAAGACAAUAGACGAUUUUGUUAUCUUGGAGGACAUGGGCCAGGGCGCCUAUGGCCAAGUCAAGCUAGCGCGGUAUAAGCAUAAUGGUGGGAGAAAGGUCGUUCUAAAGUACGUAACCAAGCGGCGAAUUCUUGUCGAUACUUGGACUAGGGAUCGACGGCUAGGUACAGUACCACUUGAGAUCCAUGUUCUGGAUUACCUCCGGCGUGAUGGCCUGAAGCAUCCCAACAUUGUGGAGAUGGAAGACUUCUUCGAAGACGAGACAAAUUACUACAUAGAAAUGACUCCACACGGGCUGCCAGGCAUGGAUCUCUUCGAUUAUAUCGAGCUUCGCGCGAACAUGGAUGAGGAUGAAUGUCGUAGCAUUUUCGUUCAGGUGGCCAAGGCUAUACAUCACUUGCAUACCAAAGCAAAAGUGGUCCACCGUGACAUCAAGGAUGAGAACGUGGUCCUAGACGGUGAAGGCAAUAUCAAGCUGAUCGAUUUCGGAAGUGCGGCGUAUAUCAAGAGCGGGCCUUUUGACGUAUUUGUGGGCACCAUUGACUACGCGGCACCUGAGGUCCUAGCCGGGAAACCGUACGGUGGUAAAGAGCAAGAUGUAUGGGCACUCGGCAUCCUGCUCUAUACCAUCAUUUACAAAGAAAACCCCUUUUACAGCAUCGACGAGAUAAUGGAUCGCGAUCUAAGGGUGCCAUACACGAUCAGCGAUGAGAGCAUCAACCUAAUUCGUUGUAUGCUCAACCGCGAUGUUUCGCAGCGUUACGAUAUCGACCAGGUGCUCCAACAUCCCUGGUGUCACGUGGAUUGAAACGAUCACUAUUCUUAUAUGAGCUAUGAAGGAAAAGAGAUAUUAUGAGAGAAGAAUGAAGGGUUUUGACUAGCCUAAAAGUCUAUGCAAGUUACCUCAAGCACGAGAGAAAGCGUGUUCACAUGAUGGUGGGGAUGAAUGGAUGUAUACGAGAUGCAACUUUGAGAAAGCCUUUGCUUGUUUUACCUGGCUUUCUGUUGUUGGUGGAGG